CAAAGUCUAGUGUAGAACCAAGAAAUCAGUGCUUUGGGUGUCAACACCUACUGAGCUCAGACCAAAGAUAAAACCAGUUUUCUGUAGCACACCUUUACUUAAACUCACAAUGGAUCGAAAGGGCCGAAAUACACUGCGUCGAACUGCUCGGCUAACCAGACGCAGGCGCUCCACAGGAGGUGACGAGCUCGGCAGGAUCAAGGCUACUGAGCAGCCGAGGGUGGAGCCUCCCUUGGAGCCCAGGACGCAGCAACGGGUCUUCCUCUACAUCCAGCUGAACGAAAUGAGCAAGCUGCCCAAGACGGAGCAUCCUCUGGAGCUGCACCUCUACCAUCCGAAGAACACACUGCAGAAGAUGCAGGAGCGCUACACCACAGAGACCAUCAUCUAUCAGCACGAGUUCAGUCUGAAGAAACCCGUAUUUGCCAUGGGUGUGAUGCAGGACGAUAUCGAGGACAUGAACACGUUCAGCGAUCAGCCGCUGCUGAUUUCUCUCUAUCAAAGGAUUCCGCGGCGCCGCAAGGGAGGAUCUGGAAAGGGCAAGUCAACGAAAAGGGGCACAUCCUCGUCGCAAGAAAUAAAUCAAUUAAUUACAAAGGCUUCGGGGAGCAAUGUGCACGUGCCCCAUGAAAAAUCGAGCAAGAGGUCAUCCGAACUCGAUGGUGAGGAGGCUGGGGAGGAAGGUGAGGGCGGUGCCUUUUUGGAGGGGCGUCUGGAACUCCUAUCUCGCGGCCACUGCGAUCUGCUGCAGCUUUUCCAGCGACGCCGCUUUAUAAGCGACAUCACCAUCUAUCUGUAUCCGGAGUACCGGUCGAAAAAGAUUAACGACAAAAUCACCACGUGCAGCGUUUGGCACAUGUACUCCAUUCUGCCCAUCCUGAAGAACUUUACCUUCACGAAUUUGGCUUUUCUGACCCUGGAAUCAAUAUACAAUGUUCCCGAAGAGCUGCACUCGAAAUCCGCCGAAUUGGGCCUCAGUGUUUCCUUUCGUUCAAAGGAGCCGCAGGAGUCGGAUGGUUCUCUUAGGGUGAUUCCCUUGUGCACCUACUCAGGAUUCAUUUCACAGAUCAUCAGUGACCAGAACACCAUCAUCGUGUGGGAGAACAUCAAGCGGGAUCUGCACCUCGACAUGCACUUCAGCUUCAACCAAAUGGAGACCAAUUCCAGGAUAAAGCUUCCAAAGCUGCUUCGCAUGCUGCUUUGGGAACAGGACGUUGACUUUCAGAUCUACAAAAUUGAUCCUGUUUCGGACCUGGCCUUGAUCAACAACUCUCUGCACCGUUUCGUUCUCAACGAGCAAAUGAGAAAAAUCCUCGAGGAGGCUGUGGUUCACAAUGACUACGAGUUGUUGCUGCAACUGUACCAGGAGACGCCCAGCAAUGUCCUGUACGAGGGCGUCCUUAAUCCCAGCAUAUUUGGCUACCCAGGAGGUGAGGGUUCCCAGUUAAUAGACAUCUUAACACGGUACUGCGUACCUUCCCCAGUGAAUUACUGCCGCUUUGCAUGCAGGCUGAGUCCCGUUUUCGCACCUACCAUCAAGCUAAGCCUACCAAGGGAUACCAUGGUAAUGGGCCCAAUGUUCUGCACCUUCAAGAUUUGCUUCUUUCAGCCAAUCUGCGAGCGCAAUGAACCUCUGGACAAGUACAAUGAGAGCCUCCUCAAAAGCGCAAAGCUGCGCCGCUGCUUCGACAUGGAGUUCGUCAAGGAGGACGAGACGGAUGAGGAUGUGCUCCUUGAGCUCUACCGCGCCUUUGAUGAUCUCAUACGCGAUACAAUCGGGUACAUAAUCAAGCGAGAUGUGCAGGACAUCAGUGAUAGGAAGGACUUCUUUUGCUGCCAGCUGGGCAACCUCUGCAAUCUGGUGCUGAAAAUAUGCGGCUGCGACUUCAACAUACGCAUGCCAACCAAAACGAACAUUGAGUUCAGAGAAAUGCUGACCCACAUGUAUGAGGAGCUGAUGGAGCGCAUUGAGGGUGUGUUUACCGCCUGCUGUUGGAAAAAUAAUGCCGACAGUACGUCGAACCAGGAUCGUGGCUUGAAUCGGCUGAUGCAUGAUAUGCGACUGGUCAGCUGCACUGGCCAACGCGAUUUGGCCAUUCAUAUGUACGAAGAGAUCGAUCACAGCACCACCAACCGCAUCAUAUUCGACUUCUUAACCCUGCUAAACAGCGUCGAAACCCUGCAGUUUGAACAGGCGGCGAGAUACUUCACGAAACCCCGAACCACCGAUUGGAGUGGCUACUACUUUACUCUGGUCUUGCAGCUCUAUAUUAACUAUAUGAUGGACCUUAGAUCGACAGACGAAGAGGUCUUGAGCACGGCCAAAUCGAAUAUGAUCGAGAGUCUGCGCCAGUUUGCCGAUAAGAACAGAAUGGAAUCAGAAAUCUGGAUCCUUUUGUACUGCUACUACAAGGAGUAUUAUUACUUACCCGGCAUGGAGUUGACGCGCUGGAAAUUCCUGAAUCUUCAGCAAAUUGCACCCAAGACACUUAGCUUCACUCCUACUUCGCUUUACGAACUAUACUUGCCGGUCGACUUUGAUAUGAAGAGCUCAUCCACCUCGAUGAAUACUCAGUUUUUCCCCGUCUUCAAGCUAUUUGCCCGCCUAGGAGCAUACGCAUUUGCGGAAAUUGUAUUUUCCGACAUAGAACAGUGUUUUACGGAGGCUGAAGCCUAUCUUAUAACCACCACCUUGAAGAUACUGCAGCGCCAGAUCGAUGACAAGUUCAAUAUCAUUAAGAUGCCUACGGACAACAGUGCGGCGGGAAAGUUGAAGGAAAUAACUAUACAGCGCUGUUACCAACUGCACAUCAACGGCAGUGUGGAGUAUUCACGAGGGCGCUGUGAUGAGGCCUUAAGAUACUUUCAGGAGUUAUUCUCAGUGGUGGAUCCGAUGGAUAGGUGGCUAUUCAAGCUGAGUUUCCUGCGACUCGGUCAGUUGGCCUUCCAAAGGGGACAAUAUGAGCUGGCCGAAAAAGCAUUCGAUAGCUGUUUGCCUGCCAGACGCAAGAGCUUUACAGCCAACUAUGGCAAGGGACUGACACUCUACCAUCUCAACCGCCUGGAGGAAGCCAUUCCCUAUCUCUCGCGAUGCACUGAAGUCGACAUCUUUAUACCCGAUGUCUGGGGAUACUUAGCUACCAUUAACCUACGACUUAGCAGAAAUAAGACGGCCUUGGAAUGCUGGAAGGUGGCUAAGCUGGUUAGUAUAUCUACGGCUCUAAACUUCUUACUGCGUCUAAAAUUUCCCCUUAAGUACCCCGAAGUAAGCAUCAGCAAGAGCGUUUAUGCCGAACUUGAUAAGAUCCGGUACUCUGAUGUACAUCUGCUCGUAGAUGAUGAUGGAAACCCGUCCGAGAAGAUGUCGAAAGCGGACUUUAUUCCUUUGUAAUUUGGCGAAACAAAAGGCAUUAGAGUAACCCAAGAAAAUAUGAACCACGGAGUAAAAUGCUCCUAAACAAACACCUCCCAUGUCACGCCUUUCAUCAAGUUUGGCCAGCAUUUAUCACUUUAAUUCAGUGGCCUGCGCUCAGGUGAAAUUAAGUAUACGCACACGCAUAUGUUUACAAGGUAUUUCGGUCCCUAAAUGUCCUUCGCCUGCCUCGUCGAGCUGGCGCUUGUCAAAAUUUUAGCCGCAGAGCGGCAGCACAUACGUGAAUAUGCCAACACAAUGCAUUUUUGGCCAAGGGCGAACCGCCACAGCAAUAGCAAUAACAAAAGCAACACCACCAGCAAACCAACAACGACAAAACAGAAACAAGUGAGAUACGUAGUUAAACCCUUUUGGCCAACACUCAACCCAUGACAGGUGUUUGCGCUGCAGAGCCCCAGUGGGGUAUAAGGAACUGGCCAAUUAGCUUGGCCGUCUUCAAUGAAUUUCCAGAGCUUUGCGAGUCACCCAUGUACUAUUUGAUUUUGUUAAUUUAUUUGCCUAAUUAUAAUUUGUGUAUUGCCAAAGUUGGCACUAUGUUUGCCCAUUUUUAGAUAGGUGUUUGCUAUAAUUCGCUAUAAAUCGUUUUAGGAAUGCUGUUUUUA
Messenger RNA from Drosophila erecta, 4035 nucleotides. RefSeq lists its product as uncharacterized. Gene Ontology annotation, cellular component: motile cilium; extracellular exosome. The transcript has 5 exons. The record is from RefSeq and is a predicted model, not a curated record. The coding region runs from base 110 to 3391 and encodes 1093 amino acids. Gene Ontology annotation, biological process: cilium assembly; cilium movement. NCBI's taxonomy places the organism in Eukaryota, Metazoa, Arthropoda, Insecta, Diptera, Drosophilidae. Gene Ontology annotation, molecular function: protein binding.